This is a messenger RNA of Pelobates fuscus (common spadefoot toad), 1999 nucleotides long. RefSeq names its product oocyte zinc finger protein XlCOF7.1-like. The record is from RefSeq and is a predicted model, not a curated record. NCBI's taxonomy places the organism in Eukaryota, Metazoa, Chordata, Amphibia, Anura, Pelobatidae. Gene Ontology annotation, biological process: regulation of transcription by RNA polymerase II. Gene Ontology annotation, molecular function: DNA-binding transcription factor activity, RNA polymerase II-specific. Gene Ontology annotation, cellular component: nucleus. The transcript is spliced from 2 exons. The coding region runs from base 359 to 1999 and encodes 546 amino acids.
GGGGCCUCGCACCCGGCGACAUACUAAGCAAGCUGCCGGGUCCCCUCCUAGUGUCGGGUCCUCGGUCAAUGACAGAGGACCCGACACAGGCGACCACCUAAACUGCCUAAUUAGAGAACCGCCUAUGAAACUAGUGUUCAUUGUAUACCACUCCUAGGUCCAGUCCUUUAUAUUUGAUCCUCAAUAUACUCCUCUGUUUUAGGUUAUCUCGAUUCUCCAUGCUUUGGUAAGUCACGUGACUCGCUGCAAUCGCUUCCGGGUCCGUACUGAACAGGAGAGGUCAACUCAUUAUUGAUAUUUCCAGCAGCAGAAAUUUUUCUAAAGAACAGGACUACAAAAGAAAUACACAAACAAGAUUAUGAAGAAAUCUUUUAAUAAACAGACCAUGGAUUCCAACUCUCCAAGCUCAAGCAUUCUUUCAGAAUCCUAUAUGUCUUCAAAGGAGAUAGUAAACAUAAACACAAAAUCUUUCUCAUGUUCUGAAUGCGGGAAAUGUUUUACCAGGCAUGCAAACCUUGUUAAACAUCAGAGAACUCACACAGGAGAUAAACCUUUCUCAUGUUCUGAAUGCGGAAAAUGUUUUAGCCAUUACUCAACUCUUGUUACUCAUCAGAGAACUCACACAGGAGAGAAACCUUUCUCAUGUUCUGAAUGUGAGAAAUGUUUUAGCCAUUACUCAACUCUUGUUACUCAUCAGAGAACUCACACAGGAGAGAAUCUUUUCUCAUGUUCUGAAUGUGGGAAAGGGUUUAUAGGUAACUCCGAUCUAGUUAACCAUUGGAGAGCUCACAUAGGAGAGAAACCUUUCUCAUGUUCAGAAUGUGGGAAAUGCUUUAGUCUAAACUCGAGUCUAGUUAAACACCAGAGAACUCACACAGGAGACAAAUCUUUCUCAUGUUCUGAAUGUGGUAAAUGUUUUAGCUGUAACUCAACUUUAGUGAAACAUCGAAGGAUUCACACAGGAGAGACACCUUUCUCAUGUGCAGAAUGUGGGAAAUGUUUUAACAGCCAUUCAAACCUUGUAAGACAUGAGAGAACUCACACAGGAGAGAAACCGUUCUCAUGUACUGAAUGUGGGAAAUGUUUUAACGGCCAUUCUAACCUUGCUUCUCACCAGAAAACUCACACAGGAGAGAAACCUUUCUCAUGUUCUGAAUGCGGGAAAUGUUUUAACUGGCAUACAAACCUUAUUUCACACCAGAGAACUCACACAGGUGAGAAACCUUUCUCAUGUUCUGAAUGCGGGAAAUGUUUUACCAGGCAUACAAACCUUAUUUCACACCAGAGAACUCACACAGGAGAGAAACCUUUCUCAUGUUCUGAAUGUGAGAAAUGUUUUAGCCAUUACUCAACUCUUGUUACACACCAGAGAACUCACACAGGAGAGAAACCUUUCUCAUGUUCUGAAUGUGGGAAAUGUUUUAACGGCCAUUCAAACCUUGCUUCUCACCAGAAAACUCACACAGGAGAGAAACCUUUCUCAUGUUCUGAAUGCGGGAAAUGUUUUAACUGGCAUACAAACCUUAUUUCACACCAGAGAACUCACACAGGAGAGAAACCUUUCUUAUGUUCUGAAUGCGGGAAAUGGUUUACCAGGCAUACAAACCUUAUUUCACACCAGAGAACUCACACAGGAGACAAAUCUUUCUCAUGUUCUGAAUGUGGUAAAUGUUUUAGCUGUAACUCAACUUUAGUGAAACAUCAAAGAAUCCACACAGGAGAGUCACCUUUCUCAUGUUCAGAAUGUGGAAAAUGUUUUAACAGCCAUUCAAACCUUGUUUCACACCAGAAAACUCACACAGGAGAGAAACCGUUCUCUUGUUCUGAAUGUGGGAAAUGUUUUAACAGCCAUUCAAACCUUGUUUCACACCAGAGAACUCACACAGGAGAGAAACCGUUCUCUUGUUCUGAAUGUGGUAAAUGUUUUAGUGUUCACUCAAAUCUUAAUAGACACCAGAGAACUCACACAAGAGAGAAACCUUUUUCAUGUUCUGGAUGA